Molecule: messenger RNA, 3544 nt
Organism: Haliaeetus leucocephalus (bald eagle)
Lineage: Eukaryota; Metazoa; Chordata; Aves; Accipitriformes; Accipitridae
Gene: MATN3
Product: matrilin 3
Exons: 8
Coding region: 1-1386 (461 amino acids)
Molecular function (GO): calcium ion binding
Source: RefSeq, a predicted model, not a curated record
AUGACUGAAGUGUUUUGUUUUCCUUCCUUCUUGACAGACACUGCCUGCAAGAACCGGCCCCUAGACCUCGUCUUCAUCAUAGACAGUUCCCGUAGUGUCCGACCUGAAGAGUUUGAGAAAGUGAAAAUCUUUUUGUCAAAAAUGAUUGAUACACUGGACGUUGGUGAAAGAACAACCCGUGUGGCAGUCAUGAAUUAUGCUAGCACUGUCAAGGUAGAGUUUCCCCUCCGGACCUACUUUGAUAAAGCAUCUAUGAAGGAGGCUAUAUCUCACAUUGAGCCCUUGUCUGCUGGCACAAUGACCGGCCUUGCCAUCCAAACUGCCGUGGACGAAGUCUUCACUGAGGAAAUGGGCACCCGGCCGGCAACCUUCAAUAUCCCCAAGGUGGUCAUUGUCGUGACAGACGGACGACCACAGGACCAGGUUCAAGAUGUGGCAGCAAGCGCCCGGACAGCUGGCAUUGAGAUCUAUGCAGUUGGGGUAGACCGGGCAGACAUGCAGUCCCUGAGGAUAAUGGCCAGUGAACCACUGGAUGAACACGUCUUUUAUGUGGAGACCUAUGGUGUGAUCGAAAAGCUGACAUCCAAAUUCCGAGAGACUUUCUGUGCUGCGAAUGUGUGUGCACUUGGGACCCAUGACUGCGAGCAGGUCUGUGUGAGUAACGACAGAUCCUACCUUUGUGAUUGCUAUGAAGGCUAUACUCUGAAUCCAGAUAAGAGAACCUGCUCAGCUGUGGACAUGUGUGCACCUGGCAGGCAUGAGUGUGAUCAGAUCUGUGUGAGUAACAAUGGAUCCUAUGUCUGUGACUGCUAUGAAGGCUACACCCUGAAUCCAGAUAAGAAAACUUGCUCAGCCAUGGACAUGUGCGCACCUGGAAGGCACGAUUGUGCACAAGUCUGUCUGAGUAAUGACGGAUCCUACAGCUGUGACUGCUAUGAAGGAUACACUCUGAAUCCAGAUAAGAAGACUUGCUCAGCUGUCGACGUGUGUGCACCUGGAAGGCAUGACUGUGAGCAGGUCUGCGUGAGAGAUGAUCUGUUCUAUACCUGCGACUGCUACCAAGGCUACACCCUGAAUCCAGACAAGAAGACUUGCUCAAGAACUGAGGUAUGUGCACCAGGAACCCAUGACUGUGAGCAGGUCUGUGUGAGUAAUGGUGGAUCAUAUACCUGUGACUGCUAUGAAGGCUUUACCUUAAAUCCAGAUGAGAAAACAUGCUCAAGAGCCAUAAUGAGCAGCCUCGUAACAACUGAAGAGUCAUGUAAGUGUGAAGCCAUAGCUGCCCUGCAGGACUCAGUCACCUCACGCCUUGAAGCUCUGUCCACAAAAUUAGAUGAAGUAUCUGAGAAGCUGCAGGCAUAUCAAGGCAGACAGCAGGUUGUCUGAGCUAUCAUUCUACUUAAUUUUAAAAUAACCUUUCAGAAGCAGUCCUUUUUAUUGUGUUCAGCUAGCUUUAUUUUGUUGCACAGCUUACAAAUCAACAGUUGGUUUGUUAUUAUUGACAAAUGUCAGCAAGACUUCAGGAAGACAACUGUCUUGAAAAUACAGUGACCCUGAGGAUCUUCAUGUACAGUCACUUUAUAACCAUAAAGCUACCUAUACCUGCUGUGCUUCAGUUUGUACUACAAGUAGUACAGCAGGUACUGCUGUUCUGCAGUAACUGCAUUUUUAUUCUCUUAUUUAAAAGUAAAUACAGAAAAAAUGAAUGGAUACAGUAUAUCACAUUAUAUAAAACUGUGAAAUGGCAAGACGAGUAAAAAAUGUGCCUAUGUCUUCUGUCCAUUAAAUGGGAAAGUUAGUUGGGAUCUUGUAACUUAUUUUAAUAAAAUAAAGUAUGAUAAGCACACUGAUGUUGGAAGAUUUUUGUAUACAACUUAAAGGAUGUGUGUUAUGAAAUAAAGGGUUUAACAAAAACAAGGUAGCAAAACCCCAAAGAUAAAGGAGGCACAAAUGGAAGAAAUGCACAGAAUUAAACAGGAUGCUAUCCCCAAGUUACUUAGUUCGAAAAAGAACCAUUUGAUUUUAAAACCUGCAAGUCCUUGUUAAUAUAGAUGAAAGGUUUAAUAGUAAUUUCAAGUAUUAAUAAUGUUGUUUAACACUCAGAAGGAUGAAAGAUGUCCCCCAGUUUAAGGUUUUUAUCCUGCGAGAUUUACUUAUGUUAUUAGUCAGUCAUUCCUGUUGUCAUACCAUGGACUUUACUGAGACUACAUAUGCCAGUUGGGCUUGCAGGAUGAAACACAAAAGCUAACAAUUUAAAAAUUUAAUUAUUAAAGGAAUCCACUUGUUUUGCACACUUGGCAUUUAUAAUCAUCCAAAUGCUUUAGAGACUAAAAAAAUAAAUUUGAAGAUUAAGUCAAAACUAUUAUUAUUAUUUAUUUUCUUUCUAGAAUUGAAAAAUCCAUGUAGAGCUUUGCAAUAUAAUUACACAAAAUAUUGUAUCAGUAGCUGGUACAUCAAGGGCAUAUUAUAACAUCUGUGCUUGCUUCAUGCCCUGCACAUAAUAGAUACAAACAAUUGCAAGGAAAAUCGGUGGGCAGAAGUUCAGUUGUCAUGUUUACUGCACAUGCCAGUGAGACUUCAGGUAUGUCUAUACAGUAAUGUUAAGUUAGAAUAUAAUACUAAAUACCAUCGGUGAACAUGGGACACAGUUUCAGCAAGGGCUACAAAUGAGAUCAUAAACUCUCCAAGACUGCUGGACUGGUCUGUUGUUGAUAUUUUGUGAUGUGUCCCCACAAUAUUAAUUUUCUGUAGUUCAAUUAAAGUUAGCAUGGGGCAACCUAGCUAUGCUACACUUACUUCCUCAAAGUGCUGUGUAUGCAUACUUUUUCUGUAAGUCAUGGAGUUCUGUAUCCAGGACUUUGCUUACUUUUAUGUCUUCUGCUUAGACUUGGGAAUUAAACAAGGAUUUACAGGGCCAGAAGUAUGCCUUGGCCUCCGUAAUUGGUAAGAAUAAACAAGUUGUAAAUCUAAUGCAAGACUUUCCAACUUCUUGGCAAUUGGGAGUAGAUGACAUCAGUCCCAUUUACACUAAGGCCAGCUGUCAGAUGAAAUGUAUAAUUUUAUAUGAUAGUGGAAAAUCGUCCUGGAGGCCAGAUGUGACUUGCAAGCUGUCAGCUGGGCAGGUUUUCUUUAACGCGUUAGUAUUCAUAACUCCAUUUUAUGUUACAAAUGAUAGUGUUUACAUUCAAUUUCUCUGAGCAGUUAUCUUGUCUCGCUUUGUGUUUGUGAGCACCAGGUAAAAUUCCAAGGGGAUAUAAGCGAUUUCUUUAAAAUAGGACAUACCAGCAUGUCCUACUGACUGAACAUUUUUAUUUUAAAGGUAGAUGUACUUUUUGAUAUGGAAUGAGUAAUUAUACUGUUUUAAUUAUUGGGGCAGUAGAACUUUAAUGCAGAGAACUGUUAUGGAAAGAACUAAAUUUGAUUUUUUGGAUGCUAUUUUAAAAUUAUUUUUAUUCUGAAUAGAAUAGAGUAGAAUAGAAUAAUAUUUCAGUUGGAAGGGACCUACAACAACGUAGUCCAACUGCCUGACCACAGGCAUUUUCUA